Sabethes cyaneus is the source of this 2157-nucleotide messenger RNA. RefSeq lists its product as uncharacterized. The transcript has a single exon. The record is from RefSeq and is a predicted model, not a curated record. Lineage: Eukaryota; Metazoa; Arthropoda; Insecta; Diptera; Culicidae. Bases 1 to 2157 code for a protein of 718 amino acids.
AUGGCUGAAAGUCGGCAUCUGGAGCGUCGACGAACAUCGUUGCUGUCAUCACUUGAGCGUGCUGGGCAAUUUCUCACUACAUACGAGGCAGAAAGGGAUCGGCUCGAGGUGGCUCCGCGAUUGGAAAACCUGGAUGGCAUUUGGCGCGAACUAGAUGAGCUGCAAGCGGAACUGGAGGCAUCCGAGGAAAGCAGCGAGGGUAUGUCACUUAACAAUGGAAUUCGUGCAAAGUUUGAGGGUCAAUUCUAUAGAAUAAAGGCUGGUCUGAUCUCAAAAUUACCUCCUUCCAUUCCCGAUGCUGGUACUUCCUCCGUGGUUUCCUCUAGUCUAAAGGGUCUUAAGCUUCCGACGAUCACAUUACCGGAGUUCAACGGUGAUUACAAAGAAUGGCUAACCUUUCACGACACGUUCCAUGCACUAAUACAUGUCAACCGAGACGUGCCAGCAAUCCAAAAGUUUCAUUAUUUCAAAUCUGCAGUAACCGGGGAAGCUGCUCAAGUCAUUGAGUCAUUUGCGAUAAGUGCUACAAGCUAUCCACUGGCUUGGCAGGUGUUAGUCAGCAGGUAUGCGAACGAGUAUCUUUUGAAAAAGCGUCAUUUGCAGGCGAUGAUGGAGAUUCAACGUGUGAAAAGAGAAACUGCUUCAACAUUGCACGGGAUCGUCGAUGACUUCGAACGCCACACAAAAAUACUACGACAACUUGGAGAACCUGUGGACGCCUGGAGCACCAUGCUAGAGCACUUACUUUGUGUGCGCCUUCCAGAUGAAACCCUGAAGGAAUGGGAAGUUCACGCUUCUACGACAGAGAAUCCUUCCUACGCAGCGCUUAUUGAGUUCCUACUCCGGCGUAUUCGUGUACUAGAAUCCAUUUCCGUAAACCACGUAAACCAAGCUGGUUCACAAUACGCAGCAUCUACCCAUGUGUCAGUAAGUCAAAGGUCCUCCCAUAUAAGAUCAACGUCUAGCGAUGCGGUUGAAAAUUUUUCCAUCAAAUGUUACGCGUGUGAGCAGCACCAUCCAUUGGUAAAGUGUAUCAAGUUUGGUCGUAUGAGUGCAACUGACCGUUUAAGUCUGGUUAAUAUCAAUCGGUUGUGCUUAAAUUGUUUUCGAAGUGACCAUUUCUCCAGAAACUGUCCAUCAAAAUACACCUGCAGGUUUUGCAAACGACGUCAUCAUUCCCUCCUCCAUUCCGGGUUCGGCGAUAAUUAUAGUCAGCGUUCGGCCAGUGCAUCUACUAAUGUGCAUUCGACUACAACGGGUGAACGUUCCUCAACACAGGUCGUUUCUGCAGCUUCUGCUAUCCCAGUGAAUGUUAAUAGUAGUCUACCACAUAAGAAGACAGAGAAAGGUAUGUUUAUGUUGACAGCGGUCGUGGUAGUUACUGAUCGUUAUGGACAGGAGCAUUUUGCACGCGCUUUACUUGAUUCCGCUUCCCAACCGAAUCUGAUAACUGAACGGAUGGCCCAAAUUCUGCGACUGAAGCGAAACAAAACGAAAAUUGUCGUCCAAGGAGUUGGAGAGCAAUGCCAAAAUGUUAGGGAAUCAAUGCAAGUUAACGUUUCAUCUCGAAAAGAGGACUUCACAGUGAAUGCUGAAUUUCUUAUUCUCCAGAAAAUCACCUCCGAUCUACCAAUGCAUAGCGUUGCGAUUGAUCAGUGGAAUAUUCCAUCCAACUUGUUUCUAGCGGAUCCACAAUUUUUCAAGCGGGCGCCGAUUGACAUGAUUCUAGGAAUCGAGCACUUCUUCUCAUUUUUUAGAACAGUAGCGAGAGUUCAAUUGUCAAAAUCUCUUCCAAUGCUUGUCGAGAGUGUUUUUGGUUGGCUUGUCUCCGGUUCAACACAAUUAUCGAGUACAACAGAGCAGCAUUCACCGAGUAAAAUUGUUGCGGUGUCUCUAUGCAGUUUAGAAGAUAGUAUUGAAAGAUUCUGGAAGGUUGAAGAAUUGCAAACCCGAUCCGACUAUUCGUUAGAAGAGAAACAUUGCGAAGAACUAUUUUCAUCUUCUACAACAAGGACCGUUGAUGGACGUUAUAUAGUACGUCUGCCCCGCCGUGCUACGUUUGAUGAACUGAUCGGAAAUUCAAAAUCAACAGCGCUGCGACGAGUCCAUGUGCUAGAAAGAAAAUUAGAACAAAAUCCGGAGCUGAAGGAAGACUAA